This is a messenger RNA of Arctia plantaginis, 330 nucleotides long. Lineage: Eukaryota; Metazoa; Arthropoda; Insecta; Lepidoptera; Erebidae. The record is from the annotation of a GenBank genome assembly.
AUGAAAUGUUUAAUUGUGAUAUUAAUUGUUGUGUUAAUUAUUGAGAUUAUUGAAUGCCGAUAUAGUAUUGUAUCAAAACGCAAAUCACAACCAAUCGACACUUCAACUGAAGAUAGUGCAGAAAAGAAGGCUCCGAAGUACGAGUACCAUAGGAUGAAAGCUCUUAACUUCGAUUUCAGAAAAAUAUUACAAACAAUAGAUAACAAGACGAUUUAUAGCAAUUCUAAACCGCGAGAAUCACCGCCUAUGGCACAUUACGCAGCUUUUGUUGGCGAUUACUGUGCUACUGGUAAAACAAGAAUAAAAGAUAUGUGUAUAGAUAUUGAUUAA